Messenger RNA from Vigna unguiculata (cowpea), 2844 nucleotides. Its product is annotated as putative disease resistance protein RGA3. Lineage: Eukaryota; Viridiplantae; Streptophyta; Magnoliopsida; Fabales; Fabaceae. Gene Ontology annotation, molecular function: ADP binding. The record is from RefSeq and is a predicted model, not a curated record.
UUCUACUUUUCUACUUACCAAAGUUCCAAUUGCAUUCUUUCUUCCCUAAACUCAUGGCGGAAUCACUUCUUUUCAGCUUCGCAGAAUCGCUCCUACGAAAGCUUGCUACUGUUGCCGUUCAAGAAGCUUCUCUGGCGCUUGGUGUGCGUAGCGAGCUAAAAGAGAUGACAGAAACUAUGGAAAUCAUCAGAGGUGUCCUCUUAGAUGCUCAACAAAAGACUCCGCAGAGCACUGCGUUAAGCGAAUGGCUGAAACGGGUCAAGCGCGUGUUUUCUGAUGCUGAAGACAUAGUCGAUGAUUUUGAAUGCGAAGCCCUUCGGAAGCACGUUGUCGACACUUCCGGUAGCCACUCAAUGAAGGUACGCCAUUUCUUCUCAUCAAGUAAUCCUGUUGUUUAUCGUCUUAGAAUGGCUCAUCGCAUUCAAGACAUCAACACCAGGUUGGCCAAACUUGCAGAUCAAAGAAACAUGUUUGGCCUCCAAAUCAUUAAUCAAGAUAUGCGUGUCGUGCGCGUGAGAGAAAUGACACAUUCUUAUGUAAACCCUACCAAGGUUACUGGAAGGGAACAUGAUAAGAAUGAAAUAGUAAAGCUUUUGGUGCAAGAUGGUCAUCACAAAAGUCUUUCUGUUAUUCCCAUUGUGGGAAUGGGAGGCUUGGGAAAAACCACACUUGCUAAGUUGGUCUUCAAUGACACCAACAUUCAUGCAUGUUUUCCCUUGAAGAUGUGGGUCUGUGUUUCUAAUGAUUUUGAACUUAGGAAUCUACUCGUCAAAAUUCUUAAUUCUAUUCCAAGCCCAACUAGUGAAAACUUCAAUAACUUUGAGACAGAGCAACUUCAAAUUCAUUUGAGGAAUAAACUUGAAGAUCAAAAGUUCUUGCUUGUGUUGGAUGACGUGUGGAACGAGGAUCCUGCAAGAUGGCAUGAUUUGGAGGAAAUAAUAGAUUUGGAUGUAAAGGGGAGUAAAAUCCUAGUGACCACUCGUAGCCAUGCAGUAGCUUCCAUAAUGCAUACUAAAUCCUCAAAUUCGUACCUUCUUGAAUGUCUAUCUGAAGAGGAUUCUUUGUCUCUAUUUGUGAAAUGUGCUUUUGAAGAUGGAGAGGAGAAGAAACAUCCAGAACUAUUGGAGAUUGGGAAAAAAAUCGUAGAAAAAUGUGUAGGGUUACCGUUGGCACUGAGAACGGUGGGGAGUUCAUUGUUCCGGAAUGUUGAUAAGAAAGAGUGGGAGUCUGUAAGAGACAAUGAGAUUUGGAAUCUACAAAAAAAUGAAACAGGCAUUUUGCCUGCUCUCAAACUAAGCUACGAUCAACUGCCUUCGUAUUUAAAACCAUGUUUCACUUCUUUUUUCCUUUAUCAAUUUGAUGUUAAUAUUUUUUGUUAUGAUCUUACUACGGUGUGGGAUUCACUUGGUUUUCUUCCACUACCAAAGGAAGGUGAAUCAAUGAGUGAUGUUCUCAAUAAGGUUUUGUGUGAACUAAGGACGAGAUCGUUUCUUUCCGAUGAUCUUGACUUUGGGAUUGAUAAUGUCUAUGAGAUUCACGAUUUGGUAUCUGAUCUUGCAGUAUAUAUUGGGAAAGGUGAGUUUGAAAGAGUAAAUCGCCGCAAUCCAAAAAUAUCAGAGAAUGCUCAACAUUUGGUAUUUGAGGAAAAUAGCUUUUAUGGUGAAGAUCUUCUCCCCACCGGUCUCAGAUCUGUUGUUUUUCGUGACGGGGGGAGCAAUAUAGAUUUCUUGAAUGCAUUGGUGUCAAGGUGCAGAUACUUGAGGAUUUUAGACUUACGAUAUUCCGAAUACGAGAGUUUGCCUCACUGUAUCGGAAAGUUGAAACAUUUAAGAUUUCUGUGUCUUGCAAAGAAUGAAAAACUUAAGGAACUUCCUGAUUCAGUCUGCAAACUUCAAAAUUUGAAAACUUUAGUCCUUAGUGGAUGCAUAAGGCUACAAAAGUUACCCAAAGGAAUAAAAUAUCUAAUUAGCCUUCGUCACUUGGCAAUAACCACUGCACAAACUGAUUUUUCAGAAGAAGAGAUUGCAAAUUUCACUUCUUUAGAAAAUUUAUCUUUUACUCAAUGUGAUAAUUUGGAGUCAUUGUUCGAAGAAGUACAACUUUCAACACUUCAAACUUUGACUUUGAUUGACUGUGGAAAUCUAAAGUCUGUGUCGCUCCAUUGCAUCAGAAAUUUAGAGGCUUUAACGAUCAUCAAUUGUAACAAGUUGGAAAGCCUUAGCUGCCAAAUCCCCGAGUUAAAGUUAAAGUAUCUUUUUCUUUUUGACUUGCCACUACUAGUCAAAUUGCCUCAGUGGUUUCAAGGAUCUGCGAACUCUUUACAACACUUAGCAAUUAGAAAUUGCGUCAAUCUUGGUGAACUUCCUGAUUGGCUACCAACUCUAAUUUGUCUCAAAGUACUUGAAAUUAGCGAUUGUCCAAAACUAUUGUCACUCCCUGAUAACAUUCAUCACCUUACAAAUCUUGAAAAAUUAGACAUUACUGGUUGUCCUGAAUUACGCAAAAGAUUCAAGCCAAAAGUUGGACAAGAUUGGCACAAGAUAUCACACAUCAAACAAGUUGACAUUGAUGAUUCAGAUGAUGAAGAAGAUUUAUCCGAAUAACAUAGCCAAAUGUUGAAGGUUAUACCACUUUGUGGAUCUUUCCACCUCAAAAAGGACAAUGGACUGAUAUUUAGCAUGAAGCUAGAGAAUAUCCUAUUUACAUAUAAAAUUUGUAUAUGUUAUAAUUUUAUGCAUUUUUUUUUCAUUUUCAGCUCUCUUAACAAUAUUUUCUUUUAUACAAAAUAAGGUGUUACCAUGUCAAUAUUAAAUAAUAGUGAUAUUAACAAUAAGUGUACGUCAA